Pelodiscus sinensis (Chinese soft-shelled turtle) is the source of this 7248-nucleotide messenger RNA. RefSeq names its product ankyrin repeat domain 27 (gene ANKRD27). The record is from RefSeq and is a predicted model, not a curated record. Gene Ontology annotation, molecular function: guanyl-nucleotide exchange factor activity; SNARE binding. Gene Ontology annotation, biological process: early endosome to late endosome transport; neuron projection morphogenesis. Gene Ontology annotation, cellular component: plasma membrane; early endosome; late endosome. NCBI's taxonomy places the organism in Eukaryota, Metazoa, Chordata, Testudines, Trionychidae.
UAGAACCCAAGAAGCCACGACUUGGCAUAGGUUUUUUAGCAUCUUUAGAAACAAGUUUUUAUUUCAUACAUUAGUUUAGUUGUAAUGGGAGAGACCGCUUUAUUUUUACCAAAAGUGUACUGUGUUUCUGGGCUUCUUCCAUCAGACAUGCGCUCAGAGACAAACUUAAUGUUAUGAAACUUGAUUAGGAUUGGUUCACAAAUGCAUUUAAUGACAAAUCAGAUGAAAUGUCUUUAGACUCUGACUCCAGUUCUUCCACCUUGAAUCUAUGGGAUCACUUCUGGAGAAAAUAUCUUUGGAAUCUCUGACGUCCAUAUGGCUAUGUAUGAUGAGGAUCUCUUGAAAAAUCCUUUUUAUUUGGCUAUUCAGAAACGUCGUCCUGACCUUUAUAGGAAAGUUGCAGAAUUUCAUGGUAUUAUAUUGGUACCGUGCAAAGGGAGCUUUUCAAGCAGCAGUCUCUCUACUUGCCAAUAUGAUUCCUAUAUUUUAAAACCAGUGGAGGAAAAAUUUCAAACCUUAAAUGGAAAGGAAAUCUUCAUCCAGGGAAACUUGAUUAUUUUAGGAACUGGUUUUAAUAAUCAUCUCUCAGUACCUGUUCUCUUUGAGGAAACAUUCUACAAUGAAAAAGAAGAAAGUUUUAGCAUAUUGUGUAUAGCUCAUCCUCUGGAAGAAUCUGAAAUCUUAGCAGAAUCUACAACCCCGUCACAUUCUUAUUCCUUGAAAAACAUUGAGGAUGUGAGAGAAUUUUUGGGAAGGCAUUCUGAGAGAUUUGACAAAUACAUUGCCUCUUUCCAUAGGACUUUUAAAGAUCACGAAAGAAAAAGCUUACGACACUACAUAGAUUCAGUUAAUGCACUUUACACCAAAUGCCUCCAGCAGUUACUGAGGGAUUCUCACUUGAGGAUGCUUUCAAAGCAGGAACCUCAGAUGAAUCUGAUGAAACAAGCAGUUGAAAUGUAUAUACAUCAUGAUAUUUAUGAUCUGAUCUUUAAAUAUGUGGGAACUAUUGAGGCAAGCGAGGAUGCAGCCUUUAAUAAAAUUACAAGAAGUCUCCAAGAUCUCCAGCAAAAAGAUAUUGGUGUUAAGUCUGAAUUCAGCUUUAAUAUUCCACGUGCAAAGCGAGAAUUGGGUCAGCUGAAUAAAUGCACCUCCCCACAACAGAAGCUGAUGUGUCUUCGAAAAGUGGUGCAAACUAUUAUGCAGUCUCCUAGCCAAAGAGUUAACAUGGAGACUAUGUGUGCAGAUGAUCUUCUCUCUGUUUUGCUGUAUCUGCUUGUAAAAACAGAGAUUCCAAACUGGAUGGCAAAUUUGAGUUACAUCAAAAACUUCAGGUUUUGCAGUUCAGCAAAGGAUGAAUUGGGAUACUGCCUGACCUCUGUUGAGGCUGCUAUAGAAUAUAUCCGACAAGGAAACCUCUCUGACAGACCAACAGAAUCUGAGAGAUUUAGUGACAAGUUAUUCCUGAGACAAAGAAUGAAUUUGCUGUCCCAGAUGUCCAUGACCCCAAUAGAUUGCUUGUUCAAGUACAUUGCCUCAGGUAAACAGGAGGAAGUGGAGCGAUUACUAAGUCAAGGUGACAGUGAUAAAGACACUGUACAGAAAAUGUGCCACCCACUCUGUUUCUGUGACAAUUGUGAGAAGCUAGUUUCUGGGAAGAUGAAUGAUCCUUCCAUUGUAACUCCGUUUUCCAGAGAUGACAGGGGAUAUACCCCACUUCAUAUAGCUGCUAUUUGCGGGCAAGCGUCAUUAAUUGACCUGUUAAUUUCCAAAGGAGCUGUAGUCAGUGCUACAGAUUACCAUGGUUCAACACCUCUUCACCUUGCCUGUCAGAAAGGAUAUCAGAACGUUACACUUCUCUUGUUGCAUUAUAAGGCAAGUACCGAUGUUCAAGACAAUAAUGGCAAUACACCACUUCAUUUAGCCUGCACUUAUGGUCAUGAGGAUUGUGUCAAAGCUUUAGUCUACUAUGAUGUACACUCUUGUAGACUAGAUACUGGUAAUGAAAAAGGAGAUACUCCCCUCCAUAUAGCUGCUCGCUGGGGUUAUCAAGGAAUAAUAGAAGUGCUGCUGCAGAAUGGCGCAAACCCAGAUAUUCAAAACCGGAUGAAAGAGACUUCCCUGCAGUGUGCAUUAAAUUCCAAGAUUUUAUCAUUGAUGGAAUUAAACUACCUAACAUUUGAAAGGGGACAGAGUGCUUCUGAGUCUCCAGGUAGGUCUCCUCAGCGUUCGGCAGACACCUUCAGCAGAGGGUCAUCUGUCUCCAGCUUGUCAUCAGUGUCAGCAGAUAAUAGACAAGAGGAAGUUAAAAAUAAUUACAAAGAGAUAGAAAAACUCUUAAGAGCAGUUGCUGAUGGAGAUCUGGAAAUGGUUCGCUAUCUUUUGGAAUGGAUAGAGGAAGACAUAGAAGAAACUGAGGAAGCGGCCAAUACAGUGAAUCCAGAAUUCUGUCACCCAUUAUGCCAGUGCUCAAAAUGUGAGCCAAUGCAAAAGAAGCUUGCAAGAAUCCCUGCUAGUGGACUUGGAGUAAAUGUUUCAAACCAGGAUGGCUAUACACCACUACAUAUGGCUGCAAUGCAUGGACAUCCUGAGUUAGUCUUCCUUUUGUUGAAACAUGGUGCCAAUAUCAGUGCAAAGAAUACUAAUCAUGCAGUACCUCUUCACCUGGCAUGUCAGAAAGGUCACUUUCAGGUAGUGAAGCGUCUAAUGGAUUGCAGUGCUAAACCAAAUAAAAAAGAUGUACAUGGAAAUACUCCCUUAAUGUAUGCUUGUUUGAAUGGCCAACAUGAGAUUGCUGCUUUGUUGUUAGAGCAUGGGGCCUCUGUUAACCUUUCUAACAGCAAGGGAAAUACAGCACUGCAUGAGGCUGUGAUAGGAAAACAUGAAAUCUUGGUAGAGCUGUUACUUCAGAAUGGUGCUUCAAACCGCAUUAGGAACAAAAGGCAGUGUACACCUCUUGACUGUGCUGAGUUGAAUUCAAAUACCAUGAAGUUGCUACAAACAGCACCAAGCUGUGCACCAUCAUCAGCAGAGGGAGAAGAAAUAGACAAUGAGCAGCAUGUUACUGUCAAGAUCAGGAAAAAAGUAAAGGUUAAGCUAUCUGAGACAGCAGAUGAUCCCAUCAGCAGACGACUUCAACUGGUUGAAUCCAUCAACAGAUUUAACAAAUCAAAAUAUUUACGGAGAACAAUAACAAGAGAUAAAAGUGUCCCUAAUUUUGAUGAUGAAUUAUUGCAUCAGCCAGAGUACCAGGAGAACCACCCAGUUUGCCAAGCAGAACAUAAUCAAGAUGGGGAAGAGCAGUUAGCUAUUAAGAGAUUUGAUAAGACCAAGUUAAAACCUAUUGACCAGAGGCUGGACCAGAGCAAAGCUAAGAUUGAUGCAGAAAGCAGUGGUGAAUCUGUGAAACAUGAUGAUGUGAUAGAUGCUCUUCUUAGAAGAAAACUAAUGCACCGAAGACAUACAGUUAGUGUGGCACUUUCAACAGCGGCUGUCAGUGAAGGGAGUGAUUUGUCUAACACAGGAAUUCCAAGUAUUGCACUGGCAAAAGACUGCUCUGAUGACUUGCUAUCAAAACACUAAUAAAAAAGUGUGAAUUUGCUGCCACAAACUAAAGAACCAAGUUAUACCAGUUUCAAGAUCCUCCUGUUGGACAGUAAAGAAUUAAAUGAAGCAUAGAAACUGUGUUUUCAAAAAUGGAUCACAAGACUGAAUCUUUAGCAGACACAGACUGUUCCCGUAUCAAUUGCACUUUUGAAGACUGAAUCCUUUCAGUUUUUCCUGGAGACCCCUACCCAGCCAGUUUGUCACUGAUUUCAGGAAAGAGACAUAAUGUCAAAGUAUUUAGACAGAAAAAAGUGACUGUUUCCCAUUCUACAAUCAAAGCACUUAAGAAAUUACUUAUAUCAGUAGAGGAGAAAAAGGCUAUAUGGUACUUUCCAACCGUCCACACCUGUUUUUUAAAAGGCAUUGAAUUUUUUUUUGUUACUAAAUUGGUUAAAUUAUAUUUAUUGCCAGAAGGAAUUCAAAAGUCUUUAUUUUAUUAUAUUGCUAAGUACUGCCAUAAUGUUUAAUAGCAUUUUAGAAAUUAAUGUAAUGCCUGUAUGUUGCAAGUAGCUAAACAAAUAAUUCAUAGAAUCUACAACAAGAUGUAAAGACAUUAAAAUGAGAUGAACACGAAGGGAAGUGUCCUGCAGUCCCUAUGCAGACAAAGCUUCCACUGAUUUCAGUGGGGCACUUGCAUGAAUGGGGUCUGUGGGAUUAUGCACUACUGAGGAUAGAAUAAUGUAAAAUGCUCUCGACACUUAAAAAUGUUCAGAUUCCAAUUAAGAUGAGCAUGCUUGUUUCUGCACAGAAAUGCAUAACACAGAGCGCUGGCUUUUUCCUUUUAGCAAAUCAGAUAAAAUCUCACACAUUCACAUCUCUACAGAUGGGCAGAAAUCUACAGCUACUAGGUAAGUGAUCUGGCAGGAAAAGUAAGAGUUUGCAGAAAGUGGCUGCAUGUUAUCCUGUUUUUAAGGGUGAUCGUUUUAAAGGAUACUCAUCAAUAACACAUGGAAGCUUAGAUUUGGAACUUGUUUCUUGACAUGUUUUCAGUUCAAAAUUGGUUUUAAAGUGUGAAUUAAAAAGAGAAACACUUCAGUAGCACAAAUCAGGAUUCUUAAUGUCAUAGUUUUGGUUUACACUUGGUCACAUCCAAUUAAUAUUUUGUUUCUUUUAUAAAAUGGUAACAGACAAUUUUGAUUAUUUUUUAUAGUGGCAUUGAUAACAUGCUUAUGGCACUGUGAAAUUGGAGGACUUUCCAUGUGACUGUUUUCAAAUAGAUUUUAAUGAGCGAAAAGGUGCAACGUGUGUGCACAUCUCUGAAAAAACUCUGAUGAAGGUUGCAUGUGUAUUUUUCUAAAUAAUUUGGGUUCAUUUAAUUUUCUAACGUGCCUUGGAUUUGUGCCAAAUGAUGGAAAAGAAAAAUAGUAAAAGUAAUAAUUCUUGAAAAUCUUAACUUUGACUACUUAUUUAAAAACCUGACUCCUUUUGGCACUUUCUUCUCACGUUUGUUCUUCCGAUAUUCAAAGAAAUGGCCUAAAUGUAAGUAAAUUUAGUGACAUCUUAAACCCACCCAAUGCAAGAUCUUCCUUUAGUAAUAAUGAGACGGUUAAUGUUGAGAAAGAUGGGGAGCAUGGGUGGUGGGUACAAUAGGCCAACGAAGGCUGAGUUGCCUUGGAUUUGCUGCUGAAAACCUCUUUCCCAAGACCCCCUUUCCACCUGCUACCUAGAGAUGUAAAAUCCUGUUUGAUUAACCGGUUAAAUGUGAUGUUUAAUUGGUUAACCCACUAAAGAGGGCAGAGGCAGUCCCUCACUCCCACUGCAAGCAAUGGCUGCUCCAGAUGGCUGGAACAGCCCCUGUCCACUGCAGGCCCUGAGUAGCCCUUUACACACAGCAGCUGGGGAGCUGCUCCAGCCCCCUCCAGUUAACCAGAAAUGGUUAGCAUCACCCAGUUAAGAGUGAUGCUUACUGGUUAGCUUUUCACAUCCCUACUGCUGCUGCCUGCCUGCCGUGUAGUAAGAUCUCUACUCAACCACCCGACGUCUCUGCUGCUUGUUGUGUCCCUCUCCUCUUCGAGGGGAAGAAAAUGAAGAAGUAAAUAGGAGAGUAAAGUGGCUUGGCCAGGCACUGAGGCUGGCCUACCAUUGGGAACACUUGGGGUGGAGGCAUGGCUGGGUGGAGUGUUUGGGGCUCAAGUAUACAAGGACAGUGGGACUAGCCUUCCUAAAGCACCAUCCAUGAUGAGGAGAAAAAUUAACCGCAUUUUAUACACUGCCGGUACAGCCUAGUGGCAUAGCCUGAGUGGAUCCAAACUUUGGAUGGGUUGGUGGGUAACGACUGGAGGGAGAGCAGCAAUGGAGCCAUCUUACCCACUCCCACAGCUAGCUUUGGAAGAAUGAGAGGAAUAGGUGCUCUGGCCAGGGACCCUAGGAAGAUAAGCCACCAUAAAAAUUUCUCUCUCCAUCCACUUUGCUUCUCUUUCUGCCUCCUAGUAGGAGUGGGUCUUGGAGCAAGUGCCAGAUUGGGGGACUUAGGCUUGCAAGUCUCCAACUCUGCUCCAUGUCAGGAGCACCAGGCAGCUAGAGCAGAGCAAGCCCCGGUGCUCUGACCCCGCUUCCCCUGGGAGCACUGGGUGGGUGGCAAAGCAGAGCCACUACCUUGGCCUAGCAGGAGCACCAGGUGGAGAGGGGCAAGCUCCCACAGUCUGAUGGGAGCGGAAGCAGGGUUGGGGCAGGUGGGCCUGUAUGCUAAGUGGGUGGGCCCACUUGUGACUAUGCCCCAUUACAGCCUACAACUACAGACUAAACCCCUGAUAAUCACAGAUUUAAACUGUAUAGGCUUCUCAUGUCUGACUUAUUUACAAUGAAAAAACAAGACUGUUACUGUAAAACCAGUUUGCUCUCUGAAAGGAGUUAAAGCUUAUUUGUUUUUAAUAAGUGCUAUUAAUUUCUCACCAAACUAAAAUUAAAUAUUUGCUUUUUAAUAUGAAGAGUUAUACUGAGCUAUCACUUGCAGGCAAUAGUGCUUAGCUUCUACAAUUGAGUACCAUUUUAAAUAAGGAAGUUUGUAAUUUAGACUGCAAGCUCAAAAACACAAGUGACAUACACUAGUUGUACUGAUCAAAGUUUACUGAUUGACAGAUGGAAAAAACCCUCAAUACUGCUCAUAGUUUUUAAACAAAAUUUUAAUCAGUUCCAAAUCAUUACAGUUAGAAUACUGUAUUCUGCUGCUUUUCAAUGACACAGCAGAAUACAACUCUUCUCUUGUAGUGAAAUGUCACUCCCUUUUCAGUUUCACUUCUAUCAUCACACAAGAUGUUACAGUAUUUAUACCACACAUUUUCACACUGCAUUUUCAAAGAAGACAACACAGGAUCAGAUUUACUUUAUGCAUGCAAGAGUUUCAUGUAAUUUAGAACAGUUGUCUUUCCUUAUUUGACAAUAAUAAACUCAAACCAUUUAAUAAAUGGUAGAAUAAAGAUCAUGUGUUAACUAUCUGAACAGGGCUGUAUUACAUUACUCAAUUAAAUUUCAACCACUACUGAGUAUCCACGUUUCUCAACUUUUUAACCUCAUUCUGAAAGAACUUGAGUUUUCAGAAGGAACUGGUUCAAACUAUAAUUUUUCAUCUAGCAGACUAUUUUGUGAGAUGUCUUUUCAAAGAAUCAUGUCUCUUCUCAAUAAUUGGUUCGUCAGCUGUUGCAUUCU